Telopea speciosissima is the source of this 564-nucleotide messenger RNA. RefSeq names its product secreted RxLR effector protein 161-like. Bases 1 to 564 code for a protein of 187 amino acids. Lineage: Eukaryota; Viridiplantae; Streptophyta; Magnoliopsida; Proteales; Proteaceae. The record is from RefSeq and is a predicted model, not a curated record. The transcript has a single exon.
AUGAAGUUGGUACCCUAUGCUAAUGCACUUGGAAGCAUCAUGUAUGCCCAAGUUUGUACUAGACCAAAUAUUGCUUUUGCAACAGGACUUCUAAGCAGAUACCAGUCCAACCCUGGUCACGAUCACUGGGUUGCUACGAAGAAGGUUUUGAGGUACUUGAAGAGGACAAGAGAUUAUAUGUUGAUCUACAUACGUGUUCGAGCCCUACAGCUAGUAGGGUUUUCAGAUUCUGACUUUGCUGGCUGUCAGGAUGACAGGAAGUCCACAUCAGGUUAUAUUUUCUUAAUGGCAGGAGGGACAGUGUCGUGGAAAAGCACGAAGCAGAGAAUGAUUACUUCUUCAACUAUGCAAGCAGAGUUUGUAGCAUGCUAUGGGGCAGCUACUCAGGCAGUUUGGCUAAGGAAUCUCAUAAGGGAGUUGACAGUGUUUGAUUUUGUGGAUAGACCUAUUCAAUUGUACUGUGCUAACAAUUCUGCUGUGUUAGUUAUCAACAACAAUAAAGGUAUCAUAGGGUCUAAACACAUGGAGAUCAAAUAUUUGACCAUCAAGGAAAGGGGAAGGUGA